This is a messenger RNA of Symbiodinium necroappetens, 369 nucleotides long. Lineage: Eukaryota; Dinophyceae; Suessiales; Symbiodiniaceae. The record is from the annotation of a GenBank genome assembly.
GCAAGCGCUCCGACACAAGGAGAACCUGUGGCAGGAGUUCGACGCGUGGUUACCCCUGCCAAGCCAGCGGGCGAGCCUGCGGCACCUGCGAAAGCCGCUGGAAACUCGGCCCCGGCGUCUGACAGUGCAGCGGAGCGGCUUGCAGAUCUCGAGGCGUUGCUGGCUUCGCAGGCGAAGCGGAUCGCCGAGUUGGAGGCCCAGAACGCUGCUUUGCAAAGGCAGCUUCGAACUUCGAGGCCUUCCACUUCCGGACCAUCUGGGAACUGGUCGGCGGUCGACGCCGCGACGUUGAAGAAAGGCAAUGUGGUGACUUACUCUCUGGACCUCAUUGAUGCCUGGGGCGGAGGUGUGCAGCGAACAGCUCCGAAG